Colletotrichum graminicola M1.001 is the source of this 366-nucleotide messenger RNA. RefSeq lists its product as uncharacterized. The record is from RefSeq and is a predicted model, not a curated record. The transcript has a single exon. NCBI's taxonomy places the organism in Eukaryota, Fungi, Ascomycota, Sordariomycetes, Glomerellales, Glomerellaceae. The coding region runs from base 1 to 366 and encodes 121 amino acids.
AUGAGUUUGCCCACGGGCACUUCGCCGUCAACACGCAAUUCGACCCCUUUUCUGUCAGCCGCCGCCGCCGCCGUCCUCCGGGACCUCCGCAUCGCCCCGAUCCGCAGACCGAUCAGCACUGCCGCCGUUGGCAAAUGUUCCAAGCCGUCAGCACAGCAUCGCAGCACAAAAUGCAUUCACCAUCCUCGUGUACACGUACCAGGCCUCGAUGGCCUGCACCACCGCGUCCACAACGUCUGCAAAGUACGCAAGGUCGCCCUGGCUUUCAAUAUCCUCUGGGUGUUUAUCGUACACUGGCGUCUGCUCAUGAUCCAAGAUCCUCUAGCAGGCCCUUGGGCCAGCCUGAUCUUUGGCCAGAAGCUCUAG